Geosmithia morbida is the source of this 1272-nucleotide messenger RNA. RefSeq names its product L-lactate dehydrogenase (cytochrome). The record is from RefSeq and is a predicted model, not a curated record. NCBI's taxonomy places the organism in Eukaryota, Fungi, Ascomycota, Sordariomycetes, Hypocreales, Bionectriaceae. Gene Ontology annotation, molecular function: heme binding; L-lactate dehydrogenase (cytochrome) activity. Bases 1 to 1272 code for a protein of 423 amino acids. The transcript is spliced from 8 exons. Gene Ontology annotation, biological process: lactate metabolic process.
AUGACGGAUUUCCUCGCACGUCAUCCCGGGGGAGCUAAUGCCAUAUUAGCAGAGGCCGGGAAAGACGUCAGUCGUUUAUUCUCCAUGCUCCACGCGCCAGAUGCCCUGAGCUCACUUCCGGAAGAGUACUGCGUAGGGCCUGUUGACAUGACGACCCUUCCGGCCGAGGAAGAGGAUCUGUCUGAAGAGGAUGCUGCGCGGAUAGACGCUCGAGACGAAAUGCCAACAGCUGAUGCGAUGCUCUUACUCAGCGACUUUGAGUUCUGGGCCGAGCGAACUCUGGGAAAAGCGGCAUGGGCGUACUACCGGAGCGCAUCGGAUCAAGAAGCCACAUUUCACGAGAACGCGAAUGCGUAUAAGAGAUACUUCUUUCGGCCACGCAUCCUGCGCGACAUGUCACACGGAGAUAUGGAGACGUCUAUUGUUGGGAUUCCAGUGUCAAUGCCUGUCGUUAUCUCGCCGGCUGCCAUGGCGAAGCUCGGCCAUCCGUUGGGCGAGGUCAAUCUGACUAGGGCGGCCGGAACAGCGGGUGUUGUUCAAAUUAUCUCUGCAAAUGCCAGCUGUAGUCUGGAAGAGAUCUUCGAGUCUAGAACAGAUGACCACCAGCCCUUGUUCUACCAGGUUUACUUGAACAAAGACAGGAAACAGUCCGAACAGGUCAUCCAAAAGGCUGAACGCCUCGGCGCCAAGGCUAUCGUCUUUACUGUCGACGUCAUGAGGCAGACGAAGCGAACGAUGGACGUUCGAGCCAAACUAGAAGCCUCACCCCCUAAGAAAAAUGACGACGGGCCAAAACAGAAGAGCGUCUCCGAGAGCAUCUCCGGAUACCAGGACUGGAACCUGACCUGGGGAGAUAUUGACUUUAUCAGGGGCAUCACCAAACUUCCCAUAAUAGUUAAGGGGGUUCAGUCCGUCGAAGAUGUUCAGCUCUGCGUCAACCAUGGCGUAGAGGGUGUGAUCUUGUCAAACCACGGAGGCCGACAGGCCGACUAUGCGCCCGCACCGAUUGAUAUACUCUAUGAGCUACGUGUCCACCAGCCCCAUCUAUUCAGCCAAAUAGACGUCAUGGUCGAUGGUGGCAUUCGCUCUGGUGCCGACGUGGUGAAGGCACUGGCCCUCGGUGCGAAGGCGGUGGGACUUGGACGUCCUUUUAUGUAUGCGAACGGCACGCAUGGCGAGGAAGGUGUUUCUAGAGCACUUGAAAGUAUGUACCUACCCCGAUUUCAUAUUGACAUUGACUACACCAAUAGAAAACAUUGCAUCAUGUACUAA